CGGCCGCGGCUGGCAACACUGUUAAAAGGCCAUCAUGGUGGAUUUACUGUUUCCGUGUCUGUUUUGUUACGAUCGUAACUGCUUUACAAAGUAUAUUUUAUGAGUACGCUUGGCUGGGAUAGCUGGACUCUGCUGAACUUACGUCUACACAUGGGAGCGAUGAGCAGCGAGGCUCUCUUCGUGGCUUUUCUACGUUUGCCAAACCCUAGUGAGCAUUGAAAUAGCAUCGUUGGCUGGAGAUCGAUUAUCCGGUAUGGACUCUAAGAAAAGCCCUAGUCGGCGCACGAAACGACAAGCAAAAGAAGACAACGUGUGGGACUGUAGUGUCUGCACCUAUCGUAACACCGCAGAGGCUUUCAAGUGUCUCAUGUGCGACGUUCGCAAAGGAACCUCGACACGGAAGCCCCGGUUGAAUGCCCAACUGGUAGCGCAACAACUAGGACCCAGUCGACGCCCCCACCGUGGAGGGGGGCGCAGAGGUGGUGAUCGACCGCGUCCCAGGCCUCGACUGCAGAACGUCGACCGCUCCUCAGGAACCCACAAGGCAGUGACAGUGAAUAAUGUCACAGUUAUCAUCACGGAAUUCCAACCCAAGGCAACAAGCAGCAUUCGACUCUCUGACGCCUCAUCCUCGGACGCCCACUCGGAUGGGCAUCCGGACGGCCAUUGAGUGGUGCAUGCCACUUUGUGAAUGCCAGUGUGGACCUCAUUAGACAGCCCCGUUUUAAUGUGCGCAGUGGAAGGUGUCCGUUGCUGAUGCACAUGAUGCACUGUUAUUCAGUGGCAGCUGUGGUUGAGAGCGCGUCCGUGCUAGAACAAUUCACUCAAUAUAAUCGUGCUGUCGUAUUGUGUUCACUUCCUGUAUGCUGCCCAAGAUGCCAAGUCAUGAGGACAAGAGGAAACAUUUGACUUCAUAUAUCCCAAGCUCAGCCUCAAAACUGUACAAAAUUAAAGGCACGAAUGAAUGUCUUUUCUGGUGAAA
Molecule: messenger RNA, 982 nt
Organism: Ornithodoros turicata
Lineage: Eukaryota; Metazoa; Arthropoda; Arachnida; Ixodida; Argasidae
Gene: RYBP
Product: RING1 and YY1-binding protein-like
Exons: 3
Coding region: 254-670 (138 amino acids)
Biological process (GO): positive regulation of DNA-templated transcription
Cellular component (GO): nucleus
Molecular function (GO): DNA binding; transcription coregulator activity
Source: RefSeq, a predicted model, not a curated record